AUGGCUGCUCAGGAAUGGGACUGGUUCCAACGCGAGGAGCUCAUCGGGCAGAUCAGCGACAUCCGCGUCCAGAACCUGCAAGUUGAGAGGGAGAAUGUGCAGAAGAGGACCUUCACUCGGUGGAUAAAUCUACAUCUGGAGAAGUGCAACCCGCCUCUAGAAGUUAAUGAUUUAUUCAUCGAUAUACAAGAUGGCAAAAUCCUAAUGGCUCUGUUAGAAGUCCUGUCGGGGAAGAAUCUGCUGCAUGAGUACAAAUCCUCGUCCCACCGUAUUUUUCGGUUGAACAACAUAGCGAAAGCACUCAAGUUUUUGGAAGAUAGCAAUGUGAAGCUGGUUAGCAUCGACGCCGCGGAAAUAGCAGAUGGCAACCCCUCCUUGGUUCUUGGGCUGAUAUGGAACAUAAUCCUCUUUUUCCAGAUUAAGGAGCUCACGGGCAACCUCAGCAGAAACUCUCCGUCUUCCAGCCUGUCACCCGGCUCGGGAGGCACAGACUCAGACUCCUCCUUCCCCCCAACGCCCACCGCAGAGCCGAGCGCGGCAGUGUCUGUGAAAGACCAGAGGAGGGCCAUCAGGACCCUGCUGGCGUGGGUGCAGAGGAGAACGAGGAAGUAUGGCGUGGCGGUGCAGGACUUCGCCGGCAGCUGGAGGAGCGGGCUGGCUUUCCUGGCUGUCAUCAAGGCCAUUGACCCCAGCCUGGUGGACAUGAAGCAGGCCCUGCAGGACUCCAUGAGGGAGAACCUGGAGAAGGCUUUCAGCAUCGCACACGACGCCCUUCACAUUCCCAGGCUGCUGGAACCUGAAGACAUCAUGGUCGACACGCCGGACGAGCAAUCCAUCGUGACCUACGUGGCACAGUUUCUAGAACAUUUCCCGGAGUUGGAAGCCGAGGAUUUUGUGGAUUCAAGUAAAGAAGCCCCGAUUGAAUCCACCUUUGUCCGCAUCAAAGAAACACCUUCUGAACAGGAAAGCACAGUCUUCUUCCUCACUGAAAACGGGGAGCGUGCCUACACCAUGAACCACGAAACCAGCCACCCGCCGCCCUCCAAAGUCUUUGUCUGUGACAAAUCUGAGAGCAUGAAGGAAUCCCAUCUGGAUGGCGUUUCCAGCCAUGAGCUGUCAGACAGUUCCACCGAGGUCAUCCACCAGGUCAUUGACCAGGUCCUUCAGGGGGUCUCAGGUAAGACCAGCAGCAUCAGUGAGCCAUCUCCAGAAUAUUCCAUCUUAUCAUCCAGGAAGGACAGCCGGAGGUCCAACUCCCUGCCAAUCAAGAAAACUGUGCACUUUGAGUCUGACACAUACAAGGAUGCUUCCUGCAGUAAAGACCCUUUCUAUAGUCCAGACUUUGGCUUUGAAGGGAGUCCGAGACAAACAAAGGAGUUGUCAAAGCAAGAUGAACAUGAUCUGGCUGUCACGACUGCCGAGGAAAAGCCAAAAGAGGAAGCCCUAAAGAUCCUGGAAGUAGCCUCUGACGAGGCCCUAGGUGAUGUUUCCGUGGCAGGUGGUAAGAUCAAUAAUUCUCAGACAUCCCAGAGUUCUCCCUCCUGGGAUGGGACAUUGGAGAGGGCAGCCAGCCAAGGGGAAGAAAGUCGUCCCCUUUCACCCCUUGGGGAGGACACCGUUAUGGCCGAGUCCUUAGAGAUCAAGGUUAAGUUGCUGACUGUACAAGUUAUGGAUAAAGAAGACUAUUUUGAAUGUAUACCAUUAAAAGCCUCUAAACUUAGCAGCGACCUGGUAGACUUUGCCUCGACCAGCCAGGCUUUCAAUGAGCUUUCUUCACCUCCCAAGAAAAAACCUGCUGAGGAUGAGGUUGUGGAAGAACACGCUGAGAAACUGGGUAAAAGAAGGAGUAAAUCUACCCACAAAAACAAAGAGCCAGACGAGCCCCCAGCGGCGCCUGGCAGCCACGGGCCUUCCACGGGUCUCGAACAAGAAGACCAAGGCUAUUCUUUGGCCCUAGAGGAUGCACCGGCGGAUAAAAAGCCAGAGGUAUAUGAAAAGGCAAAGCGGAAGUCCCUGCGUCACCCGGCUGGCGAGGAAGAAGCGGAGGCUGAAAGCCCCCAGGGGCUUGGCCGAGAGUUGCCUUCCAGCCCACCGAGCAGCAGCGUCAGCUUGGAGACCCUUAGGAGUCACAGCGAAGAAGGCCUGGACUUCAGACCCUCCCCACCCCUCUCCAAGAUUUCCGUCAUCCCGCACGACCUUUUCUACUACCCACAUUACGAGGUUCCCCUGGCCGCCGUGUUGGAGGCGUACGCAGAAGGCUCGGAGGAUUUGAAAAAUGAAGAGUUGGACUUCGAAGAACCAGAGGGCUACCUGUGUGACCGGGGGCCCGGAGAGGGGGAGGAGGAGGCCGAGGCCUCCCAGAGCAGCUGCAGCUUCUCGGGGCCCAGCAAGAACCUCCCUCAGGCCACCGUCCAUGAGCUCUAUCUGGACGAGGGUGCGGAGGGUGCCCAACCAGCCUCCGAACCCGCUGCCCCAGCCGCCCAAGAGGACCCCCAGCAGAGGGAGGCCGAAGACAGCGUCCCUGGGGAGAGCCACCAGUCCCAGGAAUCCCCACGUUCGGAAAACUUAGCAAACCCUCUAGAAGAAAAGGUAAUGGAGGAAUCAAUCAGCAGUAAAAAAAAGGAAAAACGGAAACACGUGGACCACGUAGAAAGUUCAGUAUUCGUAACACCCGGAACUGUUCGCUCCUCAGAUGACCUGGAAGACGACACUGGUGACUACAGAGUCCUUUCCAGGACUAGCCACAGCGACUCCAGCAUUUACAUUCGACGCCAUUCUAAUAGGUCUUUGGAAACGGACCAUUUUAGCUAUGUUCAAACGAGGAACGCAGCCGAUCUGGAUGACAGAAGAAACCGAAUGCUAACCAGGAAGGCCACCCACUCUGGAGAAGCCAUACUGCGGGAGGGCGGUGGCCUGCACAGCGACUCGCUGACCCAGUUUGUCCAGCAGCCGGACAUGAUGUAUUUCAUCCUUUUCCUCUGGCUCCUAGUAUACUGCCUGCUGCUCUUCCCACAGCUGGACAUCAACAGACUCUGAUGCAUGUGUCUGCGUAAUAAAGACAGGACCCCGACGGGGUGGGACUUCUUGACACUUGAUUUUAUUUCGGGUCUGGACAGGGCACCUCUGCAGGUAGUUGAGAACCUCCCAGGAAACUUGGACGCCCUGCUUCUUCUUCGUGUUCCCUUUUCCUCCUGUGCAGCCUAAGCAUGCUCUCUCUCUGGCUGUGUCCUCGACACUCAGGGCUGUGCCGGAUCCCUGGGUGGGCUUCGUCCUUGUGUGCCUUGCUGUGUCCGUUACUAAUAUUUAGCCAUAAUCCGGGUCUUAGGUCUCCCACACGCAGGUUUUCGAGGUCUUGGAUGGACUCAGGUUCCUUACCUCUUAGAGGAGCAUCCUCCUGAUGAGAGAGAGAGAGUUGAUGCCCUAGGCAGAGCCUCCGGUGGGAAGAAAACCGCCAUGUUUUUAUCCCGGAGGGGAUGUUUGCGUAAAGGUACCUGGUGUCCACGCACCUGUGUGGUCUGGCGAUUGAGGGACUCUCUGAGCAGCACACAGCUGCCAGCUCAAGGACAGGGCAUCCAGGAAUGGCGAAAUCCAACGAGGACAGGGAAGGCUGUUCCGUGAGCUGCAAUGCACUCUUUUUCACCCCUGUUUUUUUGUUUGAUUGUUUUUGAAUGAGAGGGUGAGUGGGAUGCAUUUUAAAUUUACUUUUGCAUUGACCGAAUUGAGGUAGAGCUGUGAUUUUCAAAUUGUUUCCAUCAAAGGAAUCCUCCUUUGAAGUGAAUUCUCGGAGGAGGGGGCAGGCCAGACGAUAGAUUCAAAGCCACACUCUGGCUGACACAGGGCAGGCCUGGGGUCCCUCCCACCUCACCUCGGCAGCGCCCUGGCUUCCAUCGGUGACUCCUGAGGCAUCCACGCCAGUCCUCAAGGCCCCGCCAGGCGCUGCAAAAAGCCUUUCCAAGCCUGAGGAAUGCAGAAGAGGAUGGGCUAGGCACGAGCUCCCACCGAUGUUCGGCCUGGACGAGGUCCAGCAGGUUCCUCCCUGAAGCCUUGUGCACACCUGUGUCGGCUCGGGCAAACUUUGCGGCCCUUCAUGAUGUGUUUCUGGAAAAGGCCCUCUGGAAAGCGCCCUGAGAAGCAGACCGGAACGGGCGGGCAGUUUGCAGAGGACAGAGGCACCCACCCCUCCUUUUCGUUUUCCACACUGGGCUCCCCUCACUCCACGUUUCCUGGGGAGACGCAGGUCACUACGACUCGGUAUUGCUUCCUCCUCCCGUGAUCGUCUCCCAGAAGAAACAAAAUCACACAAAAUCAGGUCAGGAGGGGCCCUCAGACAGCGUCUCGUCCAGUCGAACCCAGAGAGGCAGAGCAGGUGGUCCAAGGUCACCCGGCCCACCAGGAGCAGACUUGCAAGCACACCCAGGCCACCUAGGCCAAUCCACAGCUGUCCCCUCUUUUAGGGAAUUUCCAUUGUGCCCAUGAGUGUCUUGAAAAAAAAAGAUAAAAUGAUUAGAUACAAAUGACCUCGUUUAAACAAAACCAGAACUUCUGGGCCAACUUUCAGCCUUCGUUUUGUUCUCGUAUUUUUCUUUCAAGGAAGUUUUCUUCACUUUCAAGCUCGUCCCCUAUUACUUCUGGGGGACCCUUGACAGCUCUAACGGCUUGUCAGUUGACAUACCAGCAUUGUUCUCACUCCAGGAAUCACGUCUCUCUCUUAGCAAGCCAACGAGUCGCUUAUGACAAGCAGCGCGACUCAAGUUUACAGAAUCCAGCAUGGCCGAAAGAAUUCACAUAGCACAUUUGAGUCGAUGACAGCCAAAAUCUGGCCUCUAACCCACGCAGUUUACAGCCCGCCUUCCCUCCACAAACGAACCGAAGCCCUCUCAGCCGAAAGCUGUUGGGAGCUUGGAGUGGUUCCAUCUUGAAUGCUGAGUGUCCCCUGGAAAAUGAGCUAAUUAAUGAGCGCCCUGGCGUCAUGCAAAGCUCAAAGGUACAGAUAAUAAAGAUUACGUGUGUGAUAUUUUAGAGCCCUCGACACCAUGCCGUGCUCGCCUAAAUUAGGGGCUUGAAGAGCUGACCCACACGUUAAAUCGUUUCAUUUAUGGGUCUAGACUUGGUUCAGAAAAACCUCGGCAGGCUUCUUCUCUCACCCAUUACAACUUGUAAUAUUGUUUAAAACUGUCUACUGGCAAAAUGCCUAGAAGUCAUUUGGUUCAGGUUGGCAGCAAACUGACUUUUUUUAAGGAAAAAAAAAAUUUCUCAUUUGAGUAUAGGCUUAUAUGGAAGAAGCUGGAUGUAGAGGACGGAUGUAGAAGCCUACAGGGCACAUUGCCCCGUGGCUUGUAAUUUUUUUAAAAAAGAAUUCAUUGUAAACUCUUAUCCAAGUAAUACAUCUUCAUAAUUUAAAAAGCAACAAACACUAUAAGGUUUUUAAUGAAAACUGGCAGCCUCCCGAGUCUUGCUCCUCAGAUAUAACACUUUCAACUCAUUUUGCUGUUUCUUCUAAUAUUUACCUUUGCAUUUGUACGUAAUAUACAUAUACUUUUAUUUUUUAAAUUAAUUUAGAGGCAUCUAGUGACUUGCUGUUAUGGCAGAUGAGGCCCUCGCUCUUACCCUUCCCCCGCUUUGUUUUUUGAGUAUGGUUGGAUUAUGUGUUUGGUGCAUCUCUAUUCAGUGUAGAUGUAUAAGGACUGUUUACUCCUGAGCCAAGGAGUGUCUGUGGUUACAUGUCUUUUUUUGUUAGAUUUCCCCACGCUUAGUUUGAUUUGGGGGGGAGGGGGUGGCACACUCUUUAGUAACUUCCAUAGAAAAGGAACAUGGGUAGUAAAUGUUGAAAAUAUUUUGAGGUUUUUGCAUAACUUAAAAUGUUUUUAUUCUGCCCUUACCCAGGUGUGGCUUGGUAUAGAAUUAUGGGGGAGAAAAUGAUGCCCUCUCCCUACUCCCCAACGUGGUUUUUGAGAUUCCGAUGCCAUUCUGAUUCCCAGGCCUUUAGGUGUGGCUCACAUGUCUCCCCAUCCCAGGAAACAUUUAAGAUCCCUUCACUGUUUGUGUUCUGAACUGUCCCGAUGGUGUCGUACCCUUGUCGUACCUCACGCUGGGGUCUCAUGGGAAAUAUCUUAAAUUUUCUGACAGUCGUUCACCUUCUUUCUUUCUGGAUCACCUGUCGUUCCAAUGUUGGACUUCCCAGAUUAACCCUCUAAUAGUUUUCAUCUUUUCUAUUUCUUGUCUUUAUUGUUUUGAUCUGCUUUCGGGGAGAGUUAUUCAGCUUUAUCUUCUCAAUAUACUUGAUGAAUGUUUUAUUUCAUUUUAAUUUCCAGACCUUUCUGUUCUUUUGUCUCUUGCUUCCUUUUUAUAGUGUCCUGCUCUUGUUUCAUGGAUGCAGGCAUAUCUCUCUGGGUGUUCAUGGUCGUGGGGUUUGGAAGUUAUUUUCGUCCCGCCCCCCGCCCCGCCCAUUGUUGCCUUUGCCUCCUCUAAGUUUCCUUUCUCUCGGUCUCAGUCGCUGUCUUUCGUGUUACUAGUUUUUUCAAAUAUCCGGUGAUCCUGGGGACCUGUUCAUGUUUGAGUCACGCAUCAAAAAACAAAUUGGAAGCUCUGUGCGCCAACUCGUUGGCUUUGCUGUAGGGUCACCAGGUGGGCACCUGGACUCUUCAUGGGAGGCCCCCAAAUAUUCAAUAUAGGCGGUUCUUUCUCUGGGGCUCAUUUUGUUUCUUUAGAGAUAUUUCCGCUUCUCUCACGCGCACGAGGCUGCUACAAGCCUAUGCAGUGCCUUUGUGCCGCUUCAAAAGAGGCGUCUCCUCUGAGUGGAUGACUUAGGAAAAGGUGCCUCCUCUGAGUAGAAGCCACCCAUGGACACUUAGCUGGACUGGCACAGGGUGCCUAUUGCCAUUCCUUCAGGAAGAUGCAAGCCCUGAGCUCGGGCAAGGCUUGAGGCACAGAGCAAGGGCGACUUUAACUCCUAAUUGCCCCUUAGCCAAGCGCCUUUGCGCAGCCACAGACCAGAGGUCCUGACCUCUGAGUAUUUAGACUCGCUGAGUUGCUCCCGCCUGGCUGGGCCUCGUGUCCUUGGGGUGCAGCCCCUCUAGUUUGUCCGUGGAGUGGUGCCGCUGCCGCCGGCCGCUCAGUGGCGCCUCCACAGGGCGUGGUGCUCACUUCUCUGAUGGCUCUGCCCCUGCCGGACAUGGGUCGGCAUUCUUUGUCCGUUUGUCUUCAAGAUCGUACAACUUCCAUUCCAUUGCUUUUAUUUUUAUGGGAUUUUAUGAGGGAAGGAAGACAUGAGUCCUGUGUUCACUCUGCCAUCUCGAACCACAGACCCCAUUUGAGCUUCCUCACCACUGUUAGCUGGCUCAGUGCUCUGUGGACUUGUCUGUGAACUUGUCCUGAGUCCAGCUGGGGCUGUGGCCACAUCCGCCCUGCUGAGCUGUGGUCCGCUGAGCACCUUCUAAUCAUGCUGUGUGGGAGAGGGCGAACGCGCAGUGGAAGCUCUGCUCGAAUCCCACAGAAUAGUGAUUCUCCUUCCUUCCCACUUUUUUUCUCUCUUGCCUCCAUGAAACUUAGAUCCCCCACCUCCCCACAAGCUCCCGCCUGCGGAGUCCAUACACGUCUAGGUUUUCUCCGCCACCCUCACUUUAUUUGUAAACCAGUAGUCCAUCCACACUGGUGUUUGCCGGAGAACGAACAGGGUGGUCCCCUUGUCAGUGGGUUUUUGGACUUGGCAAGCACUUCCUCUAUCCAAACCUGGUCUGUACAGGAAGACGGGCUCCCACCAGGACUGGGAACCAGAAAGUGCACCCCUACUGCCCCCUGGACAGCUGCCCAGGACACACGCUGCGCCUUUCUCCCCUUCUGGAGUUCAGACUUUUCCCGUGAGGGACUUGACUCCUCUUUGUAAGGAGGCAGGAGCAUGCGGAGGCUGCCUGUACAGUCCGUCUUCAUCGAUUGUUAUAUAGGUUAUUUUUAUUUGAUAGCCUUAGGGAUCGUGUUAGGGUCCAUCACCCCUUACGUGGGAAAUGAGAAAACGGAAGAUCAGGAGGGAGGGAGGACUAGUCAGUCGCACAGCUGGUCAGUGGCCUCGGGAUGGACACCUUGCUCCCCAGUUAGGUUUUCUCCAAAGCUGCAGCCUCCGGCCCCCGAAGCGAAUCUGUGCUGCCCUCCUCGCCAAGGACUCGGCAUCGUGGAGCUAAUUUCUCCGACACACGUCAGAGUAAACAAGUGAAGAGUGUGUCUUACUCACUGUCAGAAUUCGUCAUGGCUUCUUUGGCGAGAAAUGUUUCCUCUGUGAUUGUGUCAUUGGAGCGUGGUCAUGUGACAUGAACUCUUUCACACGAGUUUGAUUUUUCUCAGAUGUCAGAAGGACUCCAGAAACCCCACUGGAGUUUGGAAACGUGGCCUCUUUGUCCUCUCGCCUUGGAGACCUUGCUCAGGGACCUCAGGCAGAUGGCCGGCCUGUACUCGGCGUCAUAAUCUGAAGUUCCAGAGGGGGCUGUGUCGGAGCCGCAGGCCAGCGUGGCUUCUCGGAACCUUCUCAGCGAUGCCCUUGCCAGGAACCAGAGCGUGGGUCCAGAUGUGCUGUUUCUCCUCCCCCGACGUUGCAUAAUCUCCACCGGAACCGCCUUGGGGGAGAUUUAAUGUCUUGAGUCUGCGCUGCCGUCUGGAGCCCUCGCUGAAUAGCAGGUCACUGUUCUGGCCCAUCCGGCUGGUGAGCAGGGCUGCUCUGGUGACAAGGGCCAGAUGCUGGGGUGGGUGGUUAAAGGCUGAGAGCUGGCACGGGUGAUAUCAUGCUCAUUUGCAGAAAAGUGCUGUGGCGGUUGCCUUAACGGUUAGCCAAGAAAUGAGACGUAACUUCUCUGCUGGGCACUGAGCUCCUCAGCUCUGUUUGACUCUUGCCAGGCACUUUCUUGAGGAAUGGCCGUCAGCAUCAGGGGAGUGAGCCCGACACAUGAGAAGCAUGGGCUUUACGUGAGAUGCGCCCCCAAUUCCCCAUUUCCGUCGUGUGCAGACCGCGUCUUCAGGCUCCAUGUGAGCACUCAGCCCCACUUGCGCUGAUUUUUAAGAGCUCCACAGUGACCUUCUGGCCUUGUCACUUCUCUGCCUCCACCAGUGUGCACAGGACCGGGCUUGGGAUGAACCCAGUUGAGUAAUGGGGUGAAAGCCUGGAGACUCGGGGCUCCUCUGCUACAUUGCCAGACCCCGCAGUGCUGGGAAGACUGACCUGUCUGUGUUUACAACUUUUUCUUAGAACCUUGAUGAAAAUACAUCAGGCGAACAGCUCUUCCCAGCCCGGGGCUCAGGCAUCAACAAGCCACAAAACAAAGAGAGCCAGUAUUGUGUGCAGUUUGCCCACGUGGUACUGUUUAAAUACACACACAACUCAACAGUCAGCAGCCCUGACCCCACUGCUAACUUUUAAAAAUCUGUGACACACAGAUGCCAAGUCUAGUUUUCUUCCAGCAGGCCUCUCUUACAUUGGACCCAUUUUUUAAAAACUCCCUCCCUCCUCCUCUGGGGUG
Pteropus alecto (black flying fox) is the source of this 9500-nucleotide messenger RNA. It is a transcript of the gene CLMN, whose product is annotated as calmin. Bases 1 to 3036 code for a protein of 1011 amino acids. Gene Ontology annotation, molecular function: actin filament binding. The transcript is spliced from 13 exons. Gene Ontology annotation, cellular component: nuclear outer membrane; cytoplasm; meiotic nuclear membrane microtubule tethering complex. NCBI's taxonomy places the organism in Eukaryota, Metazoa, Chordata, Mammalia, Chiroptera, Pteropodidae. The record is from RefSeq and is a predicted model, not a curated record. Gene Ontology annotation, biological process: nuclear migration.